Messenger RNA from Lotus japonicus, 2171 nucleotides. RefSeq lists its product as uncharacterized. Lineage: Eukaryota; Viridiplantae; Streptophyta; Magnoliopsida; Fabales; Fabaceae. Gene Ontology annotation, molecular function: nucleic acid binding; zinc ion binding. The transcript is spliced from 4 exons. The coding region runs from base 1 to 1797 and encodes 598 amino acids. The record is from RefSeq and is a predicted model, not a curated record.
AUGAUACAAGGAGCAGUGCUUGAGCAGUAUAGACAUCUUAGGAGUUUUGGUGAAGAACUCCUAAGAAGCAAUCCAGGUAGUACAGUCAAGAUCAAGAGUGUUGUGGGAGCUGGUAAUCCAGUGUUUGAGAGAAUUUACAUUUGUUUUGCUGCCUGUAAGAGAGCCUUUGCAACCUGUUGUAGACCCUUAAUAGGCUUGGAUGGGUGCUUUUUAAAGGGAUUAUAUGGUGGGCAGUUAUUGGCAGCUGUUGGGAAGGAUGGGAAUAAUCAAAUGAUUCCCAUAGCAUUUGCAGUUGUAGAGGCAGAGACAAAGGAUUCAUGGGCUUGGUUUGUGCACCUGCUAGUUGAUGACUUGAGUAGUGUGAGUCCAAAUGCCUGGGCUUUUAUUUCUGAUCAACAAAAGGGAUUGGUACCCACUUUACAAGAGCUGGAUCCAAAUGUGGAGCAUAGACUUUGUGUAAAGCAUUUAUAUGGGAAUUGGAGGAAAAAAUACCCCGGUCAAGAAAUGAAAGGAGCACUUUGGGCAGCGGCUAGAGCAAGUACUGGUCCAGAGUUUGAAAGGGCUAUGGAUCAUAUGAAGACAUUAAAUGAGGAAGCAUGGAAGGAUAUGAUGGAGGUACCAGCCAAGAUGUGGAGUAGGUCAGCUUUUAGUACUAAUACAGUGUGCGAUCUGCAGGUGAAUAAUAUGUGUGAGGCCUUCAAUAGGGCAAUAUUAGAAUGGAGAGAUAAGCCAAUUAUUACUCUAAUUGAAGGCCUCAAAUAUUAUAUCACUAACAGGAUAGUGAAGCAAAGAGAACUGAUGUUAAAGUACAGGGGUGCAAUUUGCCCUAUGAUCCAACAAAAGCUAGAGGUGAACAAGCAGAAGGCUGAUAACUGGAUACCUAUGUGGAAUGGAGAUGGUGGUUACACUUUGUUUGAGGUUAGUAGGAGUCAAACAGACAAGCAUUCUGUGAAUUUAGCUACAAAGACUUGUUCUUGUAGGAGAUGGGACCUAAGUGGAAUUCCAUGCUGCCAUGCAAUAACUUGUAUGUGGCACAACCAUGUGGCACCUGAAGAAUAUGUUCACCCUUGUUAUAGCAAACAAAACUUCUUGGCUACUUAUGAUCACAUUAUCCUGCCAUCUAAUGGGCCCAAGUUGUGGCCUAUUAGUCGAUAUCCUCCACUUGAUCCACCUUUCAUGAGAAGGGCACCUGGGAGGCCCAAAAAGCAGAGGAGGAAAACAAAUGAUGAGCCCAGAGACCCCAAUAGGCUGAGGAGGUACCAGACCACAAUUCAGUGUAGGAGGUGUGGUGAACCAGGGCAUAACAAAAGGACUUGUACUGGUAAGCAAGCUGCUGACAGGGCUAUACCAGUGGGAGGGAACAAGGAUAAUUCCCAGAUGCUUCAUCCUGAACAAAGGGCAAGUGGGAGUGGAUCUGCUCAAGCAAGAAAUGAUGGUGCUGUUGAAACUGGUGAACAAGAACAAUUGUUGACUACUAGAAGGAGAACUAGAAGAGCAAGUGGGAGUGGAGCUAAUCAACAAGGGAAUGAUGCUGCUGUUGAAACUGGUGCACAACAACCAGGGGUGACUACUACAAAGAGAACUACAAGAGCAAGUGGGAUUGGAGCUGCUAGUGAAGGAAAUGGCGUUGCUGUUGAUACCAAUGCACAUGAAGCUGCUCCAACUAGAAGGAGACCUCCAAGGGCAAGUAGAAGGAGACAACCUCAAGGUGAAGCCUCCCAAGCUGCACAACCAGUUCAAAAUCAUCAACCAAUUCAACCUCAGCAGCCAGUUCAAGCACCAUAUAUACUGACAUAGUGCUCACAGACAGCCAGCUCAAUAACAACUCAUGCUCCAGGGGUAGCAAGUGGUUCUCAGGGAACUGGAAGGCCUGGGAAGAAGCAGAAGCUUGUUGUUUUAGGAUGAUGUUAAGCAAAGCAACAAUGCAUAAUAAGAUUUUUUUGUUAGGCUGCUGCCAAAGUGUUAUGUUAUCUUGUUCCGGGCAGAACCUUAUUACUGUUAUUUUGUGUUAGUUUGUGUUACUCGAGUAUGUUAAUGCUUUCAAGUUGUGUGUAACUUGACUAUGUCACUUGCUUUCAAGUUGUGUGUAACUUGACUAUGCUAUUUUCUGUUAUGGAUGAUGUUCUGUUAUGGAUGAUGUUCUGUUAUGGAUGAUGUUUAGUAUUCAGUUA